Molecule: messenger RNA, 1520 nt
Organism: Stegodyphus dumicola
Lineage: Eukaryota; Metazoa; Arthropoda; Arachnida; Araneae; Eresidae
Product: U-scoloptoxin(01)-Cw1a-like
Cellular component (GO): extracellular region
Molecular function (GO): chitin binding
Source: RefSeq, a predicted model, not a curated record
UAUAUAAAGAUGGUGAAGAGAGCAAAUCUUCAUCAGGUUUCAUCCGCAUCGUAUUCCAAGUCGGUUUUUACCAACUUUCUUCCUCGGAAAGCCAAACACAGGUCUCCUGUAGUUCCUAUCCUCAUCCUACACAAUGAAAUACAUUUCAGUAAUUGCUCUCGUCGUUUUGGGAGUCGCUGUGGCAUUGCCAAGAAUGAAACGCCAAGCUUUCUUCCUCCCUGACGGUGUAGAACUGAUCGUCGGUCCCAUUAACACCAACUUCAACUGCGACGGCCUCCGCCACGGAUACUACGCCGACGUGGACAACAACUGCCAGAUCUUCCACGUUUGCAACCCCGUCACCCAUGCCGAUGGCAACCAAGAAACCCUCCACUAUAGCUUCUUCUGCGGCAACCAGACUGUCUUCAACCAGCUCACGCUCACUUGUGCUUUCCCCGAAGACGCAGUGCCCUGCCAGAACGCCCGGGACUUCUACUACGUUAACGACAACAUCGGCAUUGAGGACGCUCUCUUCUUGAGGGACGAAGACGUCGCCAGGGCACAACAACUGAUCCAAGGCAAGAAAUAGGAAACUGCCACGGACAACGUUUCCGAUCGAGCAAUUCUCUGAACAACGUGGCUGCAACAAACAACAACAACAUGGUGACGGUCUGACAUUAUUCCUCGAAGAUCUCGAGAGGAGAGACCAUCCCUCCUCGUCAGAGACUUUACGCGAGUGUUGUCUUCCCCCCUCUUCUUACAAGUGUCGUUAACAUACGGAUAUAGGUUUUCGCAAAGGACCUUCUCAACAAUACCUUCUUCUGGGCAAGCUGGUGCUUUGUUCAUCCACGGGCGUACUGGAGGAAUCGUUGCCAGUACGAAUCCUAUGUGGAUAUUUGGAAAAUAUUUCCCUCAUCCUGGGCUCUUUUGGGCAUUUUUGAGUCUUCUUUCUAUGUUCGUGUUCGUGUUAUUUAUGCUUGAACAAGCAAAUCCAGUGAUACGCACACACAAUGCAUGUCCCAUCGAUAACCUACUCAGUACUUCUUGGUAGACCUUUUUCUUGCAGUUGGUUGAGUCUCUUGUUUGGUUUACAUAUCAUAUUUUCCCUUGAGGUGUUUGUGGGAAACUUAAAAGUUCUCUGUCUCAUGCGCAGCCAAUCCUAGUCUAUGCCAAAUAUGUGUUCUAACAGCUUUUUGAAAGAUGGGGCGGUUUGUUGAACUAAACUUUGUUAUUAACUAACUCUUUCAUUUCUUGUGGGAAGCAUCCCAACAUGCUAGAACGAACCUCACUUUUUCUUCGGGGGACCUACUCCCUCCAGCGAGUGGGAGCGGUCACCCCUCGUCGAAUGGUUCCGGGUCGGAUGGUGGCAAAAGAGGAAACGGUCGUUUUCCUCGCUUCCGGGUGCGGGUGUGUUCUUCUGUAUAAGGUCGCGAUAGUCUAUUUCCUGGAAGCCCCUAUGUAUAUAUACAUUAUAUCUUGUAGUAUAAAGCGUUGUAUAUGUAAUAUUUUUGUGAUAAAUAAAGCAAGCAUUUUUGAAAGAA